This is a messenger RNA of Dermacentor albipictus, 2524 nucleotides long. RefSeq names its product zinc finger protein 501-like. NCBI's taxonomy places the organism in Eukaryota, Metazoa, Arthropoda, Arachnida, Ixodida, Ixodidae. Gene Ontology annotation, biological process: regulation of DNA-templated transcription. The record is from RefSeq and is a predicted model, not a curated record. Gene Ontology annotation, molecular function: RNA polymerase II cis-regulatory region sequence-specific DNA binding; DNA-binding transcription factor activity, RNA polymerase II-specific.
UUCGUGCAGCAGGAACCACGGCCGCUGGAUAUUUUUAUUAUUAUUAUUCAGCCGCCGUGCGGGGACUGUUGCUGCAGGCAUGUGCAUAAAUGUAUGCCUACUCAAUCGGCUGUCAGCAGCACGGAGACUUGCUAGACGUCACAAAACAUUGCGGUUUGUUUCGUUGCUCUCCAUGUGCCGAUGCCAUUUGAAGUCUCUCAACUUUAUCUGACCUGCAAGAGAACCGUGACAUGAGGUGCAUCCCCAAAGAGCUGUUAUGAGGAAGCAGAUGAAAGGGCACGGAAUCACAAGUGCAUAGCCUGGCCUGGGGAAGCUACCGUGCCUUCACCCACCCACUUAAGCACUGACCAUGCCUUCAUAGCGGCCUUAGAGAAGAUAAGGACACCAAUUUUUUCCAAGAAGGAAGAAGGACCCAGUUGACAAACAUGCCAAGAGACUGUCAAAAAUGGAUUGAAAACAAGUCGGGCUUGGUCAAGAAAGACGACGACAUGCCUUGUUCGCCCUCCCCCGGUAAAGAUUACAAGAAGCACACAGUUGCUGUGCAGAAAAAUGAGUGCGACUCGGCCAUGCCAAUCCAAACGCAGUGGCUACAGGAUGUACAAGUGAAGAAAGAGCCCAUCAAUGAUGUUCCUUUACACCAACAGGAGGGGUAUAGUGUCCAAGUCUUAGAGCCACUCUUGAAAUGCAAAAGUGAAGCUAAAUGGAACCGUGACAUUCCUGAUCAAGCUGAGCAACCUCGAGAAGACUUUGGCACUACAGCAUCUACAGUAAAGCUGGAAGAAGGGAUGCAGCAUUCUGACAAAUGCAGAGUGGACAACGAAGAGCGAGCCUCCAAUGUAGAAGGCCAGUUGUUCAAGCUUGCCCGCUGUAGUUCUCCCGACGGCGUGGUUUCACUGCAGGCUCGGUGCCCCGAGCCCACCGAAAGCACUGCGAAUCUGUCGAAGCUGGGACGCCGCCGCAGAAGCACACGGCGGGCUGUCAGUGGCACGUCAUCGGGUGCCAGGGUGCCACAGCAUCUUCCAGAAUCGCCUUUCUCGAGAGAUGGCGAUGAUGUGGCUGCCCAGGAGCCUCCGGACGUGCGCUACCACUGUCCGCGCUGCAAUAUUGCGUGCCCCGAAGAGAGCUCCCUGGCCAUUCACGUGCGCUGCCAUGGAGGUGCCGGUGACAGGCGUCACUGCUGUCACCUGUGUCCUGCCACGUUUGCUCAAAAGCAUGGUCUGAAGUACCACCUGAGCCAGCACUGGGGGAUCAAACCGUGGAAGUGCAGUGACUGUUCCUACGCAUGUUCCACGAAGCACGUUCUGGAGCUUCACAUUCGCCACCGGCACAGUGGCGAGCGACCAUUCAAGUGUGACCUCUGUGACAGGGCAUUUGCCUCUCAUUCCAUUUUCAUGGUCCACAGACGCAUCCACACAGGCGAGAAACCCUAUGCUUGCCCACUGUGCCCAGCCACCUUCAGAGACUGCAGCGCCAAGCGGAAACACCUUCUUGUGACUCAUAGCACCGCGAGGCCCCACACUUGCGAGCACUGCAGCAAGUCCUAUGCCCUGCCGGAGCAGCUCAAGCGCCACGUGAUCACGCACACCGGCGACACGCCCCACCUGUGCCACUUGUGCCCUGCACGGUUUACUAGGCACUCGUCGCUUGUUGUUCACGUGAAAAAUCACAUAGGCGAUCGCUCGCACCACUGCGAGCAGUGUGAAAAGUCCUUUGUGACUGCCUCGAGACUCGCGGAGCAUGUCAAUUGCACGCACUCAUCAAAGCCGGCGUACCCGUGCAAGCUGUGUCCCAGGAAAUACAAGCACAGUGGUUCUCUCAACGCACAUGUCCGAGCUGAACACCCUGCCGAGGGGAAGACGUGAACCUUGGAACUGUCUACGUCUAGGAGAGGCAGUCGUCCUGUAGUGAACAUAAAAUAGCUGAUGAAGGUGCAAAAAAUUCUUUUGUCCCCAAUGCAGGUCCACAGACGCAUCCACACAGGCGAGAAACCCUAUGCUUGCCCACUGUGCCCAGCCACCUUCAGAGACUGCAGCGCCAAGCGGAAACACCUUCUUGUGACUCAUAGCACCGCGAGGCCCCACACUUGCGAGCACUGCAGCAAGUCCUAUGCCCUGCCGGAGCAGCUCAUGCGCCACGUGAUCACGCACGCCGGCGACACGCCCCACCUGUGCCACUUGUGCCCUGCACGGUUUACUAGGCACUCGUCGCUUGUUGUUCACGUGAAAAAUCACAUAGGCGAUCGCUCGCACCACUGCGAGCAGUGUGAAAAGUCCUUUGUGACUGCCUCAAGACUCGCGGAGCAUGUCAAUUGCACGCACUCAUCAAAGCCGGCGUACCCGUGCAAGCUGUGUCCCAGGAAAUACAAGCACAGUGGUUCUCUCAACGCACAUGUCCGAGCUGAACACCCUGCUGAGGGGAAAACGUGAACCUUGGAACUGUCUACGUAUGCUGGAAUCGUGCAUGUGGUAAUGUAUACUGACAUGUAAAUAAAGAAAUGCCUAUUUUAUGCAACUAAGAAAUCCAA